AGUCAGUCACUGCUCAACACUAAAAAGUGUGGGUCAGCCCUCAGUACAACCUCCAAAAGAGCUCCUUGUCAAAAAUGUUGUGGAAAACCGUGAUGUCACAUUAUGCAAAUCACUGCUGGAAACCGUUGACAGCAAGACUUUGAACUGGCAUUGAGUCUUUGAUGCUGAACUGCUGGAUGGUUCAACUUGACACACAGGAGUGAUGAAAGAUUGGCAAAUCGGAUUCUCUUUCUCUAGAGCUCAAAAUAACAAAACACGAGUUUCGUCCGUUUCUGAUGAGAAUUUCCAUCUUAGCGGCUUUAUGAAAGACUUGGAUUCUACUCCAGAAAGAAUGAGCACAUUGUCAGAAAAGAAAAGCAAUGGAAGGGAUGAGGAGAGCAUGAGAGAUGCCGUAGAAGACACGAUGUUUGAUUUCUCACCAUCCUUGAACAAUCAAAGUCAUCAUAACAAGAACACAGUCUUCAGAGCCAGACCUAAACUGGCUGCCGCUCACGCCGUCCUUUCUUCCAAGUUAGAAGAGCCAUCUGGAACUCAGAUAAAUGCAUGUGAGGAAACGGAGGACAUGAAACCAGAACCUCUGGAAUAUGUAUGUGUGGAUCCCCCACCAAUACCUGCUGGAGAAAUGACCAAGGACGAGGACGUGGAAGAGCAGAGAGUGAAAGAGAGGGUGAUGGCUAGUGAAAAUCUUGUUGAAGAGGGUUCAAAAGUGGCACUGAAUGCAGCAACUAGGAAAAGCCUGUGGAGAGGUGAGAUGGUUCUGAAGGAAGGGGUGCGGGAAAGGCUGGGAGGAGGUCUGGAGAGUAUCGAUGAGAGUAACGAGGGAGAAUUCAACAACAAACGAGUGCACAGGAAGAAGAGCUGGGGCUUAAAACAGAGAAACGCACAAACGUUUGGGUCAUCACGGGAUGGAGAUCAUUAUACGCAGGGAAGCAUGAAGAAAGUUGGUGAGGAAGAAUUAGUUUCCCACCCUGUUCUCUCUCGGGUUCUCCUUCACUCCUCCUCUGCUUCAUCCUCCUCUUCAUUCAACAACUCCUCAGCAGAAAGUGAUGAAGUCUUCAGCGAGAGUGAGGAUACAGCCGCCAGGAGGCAGACGAUGAAGAAGUGUCGAUCUUGGAGAACAUUUUUGACCAUGAUGCAGUGGUCCAAACGUACACAAAGCUCAUGGAUCCAGCUAGCUGGUCACCAAGGUAAUGUAAGGCUGAGUGAGGGUGGGGAGGUGCUGAAGAGGUUUUGCAAGGUGGAAGAUGUCUGUCUGCAGGCCCUCAUGUCUGAUGCACUCUGUCAGUUCGUGCCACAUUAUUUUGGGCACAUCAGUCAGGACGGAGAGAGAUACAUCCGUCUAGAGGACCUGCUUAGUGGGCUCAAACAUCCGGUCAUCAUGGACUGCAAAAUGGGUGUCCGGACAUACCAAGAGGAGGAGAUCAAUAAGGCCAGGACCAACGCCAGCGUACGCUCUGAUAUGUAUCAAAAGAUGGUGAAAGUGGAUCCGGCAGCUCCCACUGCAGAAGAACACGAACAGAGAGGAGUAACAAAGCUGCGUUACCUACAGUGGAGGGAUGACAGCAGUUCCACCUCAUCACUGGGCUUCCGCAUAGAAGGCAUAGUGAUUGGGAAUGGUAAAGUGUUACGAGACUUUUACAAAACACGCACAGAGGCUCAAGUGACAGAAACCCUGCUAUCCUUCACCAGGAGCCAGGUUCACAUUCUAGAGGCCUACGGAUCCAGAUUACAGGCACUGAGCGAAGCACUAAAGGAGUCAACCUUUUUCUACAAACACGAGAUCAUAGGCAGCUCUUUACUUUUCGUCCACGACUGCAGCGGCAAAGCAAACAUAUGGAUGAUAGAUUUUGGAAAGACCAUCCCAACCCCAGAGGAUGUCCAGCUGAGGCAUGAUGUUCCAUGGGUGGAGGGAAACAGGGAGGACGGGUACCUUAUCGGAUUGACCUCCCUCAUCUCUCUGCUGAAGGAAGCCAUCAAGCAAGCAGGGGAGCAAAGCCAAGAGGAACCACUUUGAUAGUGACCUCACAUUAACUCCAGUAAAUGACACCAAAAAGACAAAUGAUUUCACUUUGGAUCCAACAAUAGACAACCAAACUGUUUUUAGGACAUGUCAGGUCUAUAAAGCUUUAAACAGUUAAAGGGAUCGUUCACCCAAAAAUGAAAA
This is a messenger RNA of Rhinichthys klamathensis goyatoka, 2164 nucleotides long. Its product is annotated as inositol-trisphosphate 3-kinase B. Gene Ontology annotation, biological process: inositol phosphate biosynthetic process. Gene Ontology annotation, cellular component: nucleus; cytoplasm. The transcript has 8 exons. Gene Ontology annotation, molecular function: inositol-1,4,5-trisphosphate 3-kinase activity; inositol tetrakisphosphate kinase activity. NCBI's taxonomy places the organism in Eukaryota, Metazoa, Chordata, Actinopteri, Cypriniformes, Leuciscidae. The coding region runs from base 203 to 2014 and encodes 603 amino acids. The record is from RefSeq and is a predicted model, not a curated record.